Molecule: messenger RNA, 1893 nt
Organism: Topomyia yanbarensis
Lineage: Eukaryota; Metazoa; Arthropoda; Insecta; Diptera; Culicidae
Exons: 5
Coding region: 1-1893 (630 amino acids)
Source: RefSeq, a predicted model, not a curated record
AUGCGCCUAAAAUCAAACACAGCUGUAUGCCCACGCAUAUACGGACAACCCAAAGCGCACAAACCCAACUUGCCACUGCGCCCGGUGGUCUCCAAUAUCACAGCACCGAAAUAUCAACUUGCCAAGUUCAUAGGCAGUAUACUAAAAUCAUCAUUCCACAGUGAGUACAACACACCCGACAGUUUCCAGUUCACCGAGUAUAUACAACAGGCCACCCUUCCACCUGACUAUGUCCUAGUGUCGUUUGAUGUGGUCUCUCUGUACACAAACAUACCAACAGAGCUGGUCACCCAUGAUAUCAUCAUGGACUGGCGUAACAUUAAAGUUCACACCAACAUUAAUUUGGAUUUGUUUCUCGAGCUAGUCGAGUUUUGUAUUAAAAGCAGUUACUUCAGAUUCCGGGAAAAACACUACAAGCAAACGUUCGGCACAGCCAUGGGCAGCCCCCUAUCGCCCAUUCUAGCUGAUAUUAUUAUGGAAAACUUACUACAAACUUCAAUCAAACGACUUCCAUUCACCAUUCCGGUAAUCCGCAAAUAUGUUUACGAUCUAUUCUUGGCGCUCCCCAAAGACAAAGUACAACAAACUCUGGAUACCUUUAACGCAUACAAUCAACAUCUACAGUUUACAAAAGAAGAGGAGAUCGACAACAAACUUUCGUUCUUAGACACAGUAGUAACUCGACAUUCAGACCAAACACUAUCUACACGCUGGUACGCAAAACCGAUAGCAUCAGGCCGUCUUCUGAACUACCAUUCUUUCCACCCGCUAUCGAUGAAAAUGAACGUCGCUCAACAAUUCAUUAAAAGAGUGACUGGUCUCACCACGGAUAACUGCCCUAACUUGCAGCAAAAUAUAAUUUUUCAACAUCUCCGUAGGAACAAUUACCCAUCAUCACUCAUCAACAGACUUAUAUCCCGCAAUGCAAAAAUAUUCUGCCCCUCCAAUAACUCUCAACAACCGGAUAAAAAUAAAAAUGCAUCUAACACAAGAGAUCCACCCAACGAUAGCAGUCCGUCCACCGACCAGGUUUACAGAUCACUGCCAUACGUACCAUCACUCAGUACAUCUAUACUGAUCAGUCUCGGUGAGAAAACCGCUCUCAUCGAACACAUGAUCAAAAACGACCACAAUUUUGAUCUCACCAAAGCUAAGAUCAUUGAUAAAACCUAUCGAUCGACGGCUCUACCAAUACUUGAAAUGUGCCACAUCUCAAACACCGCCAACACCGUCAACCAUCGCACCGAUGUAGAUGGUCUCAACACUACCUACGCCGGCAUCCUACACACACUGAAAACGACCAGCACUCGAAGGAAUAGAAACACAGAAACCAGUGAUGACAGUUGUUUGGCUCACAAUUGCUAUCAAUCCCUCCAUACGCAAUCACACAAAAUCGUCAUCUCCACAACCAUUUCGGCCAGUGCAAAAACACCCAACCUCCCACCGUUGGCAAUCAGCGACCACGACAAAAACGACACGAUUAAAGUACCGAACUGCAACAUACAGGGAUACCACGAGUACUACAGGAACAAACUUCAAAAAAGUAUGGAAAAUAACGAAGAUGUAUUAAACAUUACCCCACUUCCGGAUAAUACGUUCAGCUGCAUAGCGUGCGAGAGACCAGACUCAGCAGACAAUCUAGUUCAGUGUGAUAAAUGCCACAAAUGGUGGCAUUACUCAUGUGCUGGGGUCACUGAUUCUAUUGUGAACCGAGAUUGGAUUUGCCCGAGAUCAGGCAUGGCAAAAGCACCGAACGGUGCUGCACGGUGGGCACUUCUACCAAUAAACACGCCACCAAGAGGAUUGAAGUUGGCACGCCGUACCGGUGCUCAACAGCAGACACCGGUCGCCGAUACCAAGGCACCGGUGUCGGUGCCAGCGCAUGAUAUUUAA